Molecule: messenger RNA, 2607 nt
Organism: Eruca vesicaria subsp. sativa (arugula)
Lineage: Eukaryota; Viridiplantae; Streptophyta; Magnoliopsida; Brassicales; Brassicaceae
Source: the annotation of a GenBank genome assembly
CAACAACAAAGGCCACAGCUUUCUUCUUCUUCUUCUUUCAUUCAUCUCUCUCUUAAUUUUAACGCGGAGAGAGCGAUAUCUUCCUUGCAACUUAUACUUGUGUUUAUCUCUUCAAAUCGAAAACCCUUUCUCUCUCUCUCUCUGUCGUUGAGAAGCCACCCCCAUCUGAAAGAAACCCUAGGCAGGGAAGACGAUUUCUCUUCCUUCUCUGAUUUCUAAAGUUCCCUUCUUUUUAUUCGAAACCUCUAAUUGGCGAUCAUGGAGAGAUCCGAUUCGAGGGAUUUGUACAACUUCGUUCGCUCUUCCUCAGAUCAGAAUAGUUCACUCUUUGAUGCAUCUCAGUAUGAGUUUUUUGGUCAAAACCUUGACGAAAUGUCACUGGGAGGUAUUGACGAUGAUGAGGUGGUCGCUCCUCCUGUUCUUGGACAUGCUGAUGAUGAUGAGUAUCACUUGUUUGAUAAAUCCGAGGGUGCAGGGUUAGGAUCAUUAUCUGACAUGGAUGAUCUUGCCACAACUUUUGCAAAGCUAAAUAGAAAUGUUACCGGACCCAAACACCUUGGAGUUAUUGGUGACAGAGGAUCAGGGUCCUUUUCAAGAGAGAGUUCUACUGCUACGGAUUGGACUCACGAUACAGAGCUCACAAGCUGGUUGGACGAGCAAGAUCAAGAGGCUAACAGAUGGUCCUCACAGUCACUAUCAUCUGCUCAUUCGAAGCCUUUGAACAGGACAUCCUCUUAUCCUCUGCAGCCACCGCCGCUACAGCACUACAACAGUGAACCCAUCAUUGUACCAGAAUCAACUUUCACCUCCUUCCCCCCGCCAGGUAGCAGAUCUCAGCAGACAUCCCCUGGAAACCUCCACCGCGCUCCUUCUCUUCCCAGUGGUUCUCAGCUGAAUUUUACUGCACCUUCCUCGCUGUCAAAUUCUAGAUUUCAUCUUUCAGGACUCUCACAAGGGCCUCACCACUAUGGUGGUAAUUUGACUAGAUAUGCCUCGUGCGGUCCUACGCUUGGUAACAUGGUGCAACCUCACUGGGUAACUGAUCCUGGUCUUCUCCACCACGGGGAUCAUUCUGGUUUAUUACAUAGUCUGGUGCAACAACAAUUGCCUCCUCGAAAUGAUCUCAUGUCGCAACACAUGAUGGCUCUCCAGCAGAGACAAUCGUAUGCUCAGCUUGCAGCGCUACAGUCUCAGCUGUAUAGUUCCUAUCCUUCACCACCACGUAAAGUCUCUUUUGGGAGUGGUGAAGUUAGGGAACAACACAAGCAUAAGUCUUCUCAUAAUAGAAGUCGAAAGAACAAAGGCAUCUCUCAACAGGCAUCAGACUUAGCUAGUCAGAAAAGCGAAAGUGGAUUGCAGUUUAGAUCAAAGUACAUGACUUCAGAAGAGAUAGAGAGUAUACUCAAGAUGCAGCACUCUAAUUCACACAGCAAUGAUCCUUAUGUCAAUGAUUAUUACCACCAAGCUCGCCUUGCCAAGAAGUCUUCUUCCGGAUCUGGAGCAAUCUCUCACUUCUACCCUUCUCAGUUGAAAGACCACCAACCUAAGUCCCGUAAAAGCUCUGACCAGCAUCCACAAGUUCAUGUAGAUGCUCUUGGGAAGAUCACACUUCCUUAUAUUCGCAGACCACGUGCCUUGCUUGAGGUUGACUCUUCUCCUAAUGAUGGAAGCGGGGAUCACAAGGGUUCAGGAAAACAUUUGGAGCAGGAACCACUUGUGGCAGCUAGGGUUACAAUUGAAGAUGCUCUUGGAGUUCUUAUCGACAUAGUUGACAUUGACAGGAAUCUCCAAUCCACAAGGCCUCAGGAUGGAGGUGCUCAGGUCAGGAGAAAACGCCAGAUCCUGCUAGAAGGUUUAGCGACAGCACUUCAGCUUGCUGAUCCGUUCAGCAAAAACGGUCAGAAGUCGGGGCUGACUGCUAAGGAUGAUGUUGUCUUUCUGCGUAUAGCAACUCUUCCAAAGGGUCGGAAAAUGCUUACAAAGUACAUACAGCUCUUAGUUCCAGGUACUGAGAUUGCUCGAGUUGUCUGUAUGGCUAUAUUCCGCCACUUGAGGUUUCUCUUCGGCGGCUUGCCUUCUGAUACACUAGCAGCAGAGACGAUUGCUAAUCUGGCUAAAGCAGUCACGGUCUGUGUUCAAGCUAUGGACCUCCGAGCACUGAGUGCUUGCCUUGCAGCUGUAGUAUGUUCUUCAGAGCAGCCACCUCUGCGCCCUAUUGGAAGUUCUUCAGGGGAUGGUGCUUCGGUUGUGUUGAUAUCUCUUCUCGAGAGAGCAGCUGAAGUAGUGGCGGUUCCUCGAGGCAUCCAUGGGAGCUCUAGUGAUGGUCUAUGGAGAGCCUCGUUUAAUGAAUUCUUCAACCUUCUUACCAAGUACUGCAGGAGCAAGUAUGAGACGAUCCGUAGCCAGAACCAAGGGAGUGCAGCGGAUGUUCUGGAGCUGGCGAUAAAGAGGGAAAUGCCCGCUGAGCUGUUACGUGCGAGCCUCCGUCACACCAGUGACGACCAGAGGAACUAUUUGCUAAACUUUGGUCGUAAACCGUCGGCUAUUAGUGAGUCUGCGUCGCAUGCAAGGGGUGGUCAGAUCAACUCUGAAUCUGUGAUGGGUUGA